Messenger RNA from Drosophila busckii, 2150 nucleotides. RefSeq names its product neural Wiskott-Aldrich syndrome protein (gene WASp). The coding region runs from base 64 to 1710 and encodes 548 amino acids. NCBI's taxonomy places the organism in Eukaryota, Metazoa, Arthropoda, Insecta, Diptera, Drosophilidae. The record is from RefSeq and is a predicted model, not a curated record. Gene Ontology annotation, molecular function: microtubule binding; actin binding. Gene Ontology annotation, cellular component: cytoplasm; actin filament. Gene Ontology annotation, biological process: actin filament polymerization. The transcript is spliced from 7 exons.
UUUGAACGCAAACGCGACGUGUGUGUAGCAAGUGACGGCAAGUGCCGUUGCGCCGCCGUAUAAAUGAUUAGUACGAGCAAUAUGAGGUCACAAGACGGUCAACAAUCGGCAGCCGGGCUGCCGCGACCCAAAAACAAUACGCCCAGUACAUUGCUGACCUCAGAGGAGAACGAAGCUGUCUUCAAGCUAUUGGGACGCAAAUGUCAGACCUUGAACACUGCCGUUGUGCAGAUAUACACAACGGAGGGCAGUGCUCACUCGCACUGGAAGAAGAAGCACACGGGCGUUGUCUGCUUCGUUAAGGAUAAUGCCAUACGAUCGUACUUUCUGCGAGCCUAUUGUCUCAUCAAGAAUGACCUUAUAUGGGAGCAUGAGAUAUACGAUGGAAUGCAGAUAGUCAAAUCGCGUCCCUUUCUAUUGACAUUUGAAGGCAGGGACGGUCAUGUGGGCUUGAAUUUUGUCUCCGAGGCUGAAUGUGAUACGUUCUUCUGCAUUGUCAACGACACCAUUGAGACGCGUAAUCGUCGUCGUCUGGAGAAACGCAGUCGCCAAAAAUCACAGCAGGCACCCAAUGCGCCCAAUGCAGUUGUGGCACGUGAGCCGGCACGCCCGCCGCCUAUGCAGAGCACACCCAAGAUCGGCAGCAAUGUCGUGGAUGGUGGUGUGCAGCUGCGCAACAAUAAAAUAGGCUCGGUGACUCUGACACCAGCACCAGCGCAGCAGCCGCCACCAACGAAAAAUUUCCUCUCAAGCAAUUUCGGCUUGAGUGGCUCCGGUGGCAAAGACAAGAAACGCAAAGUGACUAAAGCGGACAUAAGUCAGCCCACAAAUUUCGUGCAUAUCAGCCAUGUGGGUUGGAAUGCGGACAAGGGCUUCGAUUUGACUGGCAAUGAGAACGAUGAGAUGCUGACCAAAUUCUUUGCCAAGGCUGGCGUCUCGGAGUCACAGCUAAAUGAUCGCGACACACGCGCAUUUAUCUAUGACUUUAUACAAAGCAACAAUGUGCUCGCCUCAGUCCAACAGGAGGAGGAGACUGAAUCACCCACAGAGACAACAAGGCAUAUGCCGCCGCCAGUCCCAACACGUCAGCAUCAUAACGCGCAGGUGGACAGUCAGCGUUCAGCGCCACCGCUGCCGCCUACGCGUCAACCGCCGCCGCCUCCACCCACUGGACGUAGUCAGGCACCUCCGCCACCUAGCAGGCCACCACCCAUUAAUGUGGCACCACCGCCAACAGCAGUGAGUGCGCCCACAGCAGCGCCACCGCCGCCCCCACAACAUGCAGCGGCGCCACCACCGCCGCCUCCACCACCACCACCACCACCCAUGCCAGCAGUAAUCGAAAUGCCUGUCAUACCCACCCCACAGGCUCCUAAAAUGGCCGCGCCGCCAAGUGCGCCAGAUUCACACAAUGCGCUAAUGGAUGCCAUACGCAAGGGCAAGUCGCUCAAGCCUGUGGAUCCAGCUAGUCUUAGCACUGGCAGCGGAGAUAUUCGCAACGAUCUAAUGGAUCAGAUUCGUGGGGGUUGCACGCUAAAACCUGUGACCGAACGCAAGCUGGCGGAACACCGGAUAAGCGAUGACUCUGCUGGCGGACACACUGACGCUUUGGCUGAGGCACUGAAGAAGGCACUAGCUCAACGUGACAAAUAUAUGCAUUCAGAUGAUGAAGAGAGCAGCACGUUAUCGGAUAAUGAUUGGUCCGAUUAGAGUGUUUCCAACAACAACAACAACAAAAUUCUAUUCCAAAUAUAAGCAAUAAUUUAUGUUACUUGGGAGGAUUUAUGACACGCCCCGUGCAUAAGUCGCUGUAAAUACGAUUUAGUGAAUUUUCAUACCUCUUUUAAAUUUAAUUUUUAAAAAAUUGUAAACAACAAGAAUUAAUGUUGCAAACCAUAAAGCUGACAAAUUUUAUAAAUCAAUUGCAACCUUUUAUAUUCCAUAAAAUUCAAGUAAACAAACUUUGCUCAGCGCUUAAAAACUUAAUUAACAAGUAUCAAAAUAUAUAACUAAAGUAUAUACAAAAUAUAUAAAUAUUACAAUGCUUGACUUGUGCCAAAAACUGAGAGAGAAAUAGUUUAAACAAACAAGAGCGGAACUGAAUGCUAACAGCAACAGCAAAUUAAAGCAAAAAACAAAAACAUACAUAU